Messenger RNA from Carassius auratus (goldfish), 2046 nucleotides. RefSeq names its product GSK3-beta interaction protein-like. Gene Ontology annotation, molecular function: kinase regulator activity; protein kinase A binding. Bases 178 to 660 code for a protein of 160 amino acids. The transcript has 3 exons. Gene Ontology annotation, biological process: regulation of canonical Wnt signaling pathway. The record is from RefSeq and is a predicted model, not a curated record. Lineage: Eukaryota; Metazoa; Chordata; Actinopteri; Cypriniformes; Cyprinidae. Gene Ontology annotation, cellular component: cytoplasm.
AUGAUAAUAAUAAAUACAUAUUAACAGCUAAAAACUUUAGCAUAUAACAAAUAGCUUUGUUAGUUAUGUGUUCAUACUGCUAUUCUGUUAAUGUAAUUCUGGAUUGCGUUAUAUGGAACUUUUACACUACACGAGAAUCGAGUGGCAGCAUUAGCUAACAUUUGACUGACUGCGUUUAUGCAAUCACAUCAUACAAUAUCAUACGUUAGCAUGAGUUUGCUGUGCACGCGCCCCCUCAUGAUCAGACGGCGGCAGGGGAUGGAGGUGGACUGCACGCCGGAGGAGCUGUCGAGGUGUUUGUUUGAGGAGCGCUUUGUGGAGCUGGGGGAGGUGAAGGACAUGCGGCUGGAGGCCGAGGCGGUGGUCAGUGAUGUGCUCUUCGCGGUCACAGACAUGCACGUCUCUCACAGUCUCUCCAGUGGACUGGAUGUGGCCUACAUCAACGUGGAGACCAGAGAGGGAAAGCGAUACUGCUUGGAGCUCACCGAGGCAGGGUUAAGGGUGGUGGGCCACGGCUUCGAUCAGGUGCAUGAGGAGUUGAGCACCCAGUAUCAUGAGACGGUUUACUCGCUGCUGGACUCUCUCAGCCCCGGAUACAGAGAGGCGUUUGGAAACGCUCUGCUACAGAGACUGGAGCGGCUCCAACAGAACGGACAGUGAGCGCUUCCUGUGCCGCUCUCUGCUCAGAGCAUCAGUGCUACCCUUUUCAGUUCCCAGCCUGUCAUGUUUUUAUGUAGAUUUGACAAACUGACUUGCCUGUGAUGUUUUAAGGUAUUUUACUGUUAUUUGGAGAGGUAUCACUGCUAAGACCCAGAUGAAUACUCCAUUUUUAUUCAUAUUUAUGCAAAUGAAAUGCCCCUCAGAAAUAUUGCCGUGCUGUUUUGAGGACUAUGGGGAAAUGUUUGAACUGAAGUCUUUUGUGUUCACGUACUAGCGCUGGGUCCUGCGUAAAUAUGAGUUUUAGAGCUCCAUACUGUACUUCCAUCAAAAGUCUUAACAUUCAAACAUAUCAGAUGCCUUACUACUUACAUUCAGUUUUCUUUCUUUCAGGUUUCAGUUGAACCUGUCCUCAAGGUAGUUGUUAUUUGAAUAUCCUGAUACGUUAAGGAUCUUCUCUUCCUUCUUUUGUUUGCUACAGAUGAUUUCAUAUCCUUUUGAGAAUGUAAAAACUCAUCGAUUGCUGCUUUGUUUUCUGUCUCAAUCUGUCAAAAUUAGCAGUGAGGAUUGAAAAGCCAAAAAACACGGUGGUGAUAACCACUUCCACCCCCAAAAAAGUAUUUUAUUUAAUUUUUUAAAAGAAUGGAGCCUUUUUCAUUUGCAAAAGAGUUGCACAGUAUCUUUUUUACCCCGCAUUCACAUCACAUAACUACAGCAUGUUCAGCUGUUUGCUGUAAAGAGACCUCUCAUGUAUUAUUGUCCAAUAUUGUUUUUUUUUUUUAAAUAUGGUUUUAAAUAAUGAUUUUUUUUUUUUUAUUGAAAGAUUUGAAGUUGCGCAGAACCCUUGAUUUACUCAUCAAAACGAAAUGCUGAAUAUUGCACAGAAUUGCACUAAAUGAGAUAAAGCAGCCAUUUGCUGACUGUUUGAAAAACGAAAGUGUAAAAAUAUGCUUUAAAGUUACAUUCCAUUUAAGUUCAGUGUUGAGCAGAAGGAAGAGAUCCGUUUAAAGAAAUGCAUUAAAACAGGAAGUUGUUGUACGAUGGCUUUCUACCUCAUGUGGGGUGUUUAUUUGGACCUCUUUAGCAUGCCUGUGAAAUUGACGUGUGUUUUCAGCUGGUUUGGGAUAAGGCUGCUGAUAAUGCUAUGCCGUUUUGUGAUAAUAGGGACAAUGGACUGAAUUCUUCGUCUGGUUUUAGCAAAUACCUGUGAAACCCACUACUCUCUGUAUCUGUCCCAGACAAACCUGCUGAUAAUUGACCGCAUGUUUGCAGAGAUAACCAAGAUGAAGAAGUGUUUUGAAGAUAUACAUGGCACAAAUAUCUCCUGUACCUGAUGGAAUGCUGCUUGCUUUUGUUUCAUUGUAAUAAAAAGCACACAUUCGAAUGCUA